AUGCUCGCCUCAAUCAUCACACCUCUUACCUUCCUCGCCCUCGUUGGCGCUACUCCAGUCCCGCAGGCUGCCCAACAACUCUCCAGGUCUAAGGGCUUCCACCUCAAGGCAGAACUCCGAGACCAGACCAAGGAUUUGGAUCCUUCCGUAGCGGGAACUUACCUCUCCGGCAUCCACGUCGGUGCUGGCCAGAACAUCGCGGUUGUAUCCGCGAGCAACCCUAGCUCUUCCACACCUUACUACAGCAACGGCACAGAAGCACAGGGCUGGGUUGAUGUUCUAAACGACUUGGGCACCGACUUCCCGUGGGGCUUCAUCGUACAGGACUCGGAAAGCACCGAUGCUACCUACCCUGGCGAGCACGACGCGAGCAUCAACGUGGGCGGCGGUAGCGACGGACUUACGAUUGAGAAGUCUGGAGACUCGGUGGCGCUCGGUGGUCUCGCACCCGGCUACUACGCUGUGUGCGACCGAUUCAUCGGCUACGUGCGCGCAAACAUUCAAGUCGUUCGGUACGUGUAUGAGGGCGAGACUCUGCCAGAGAACUGCGCCGCUGUCAACUUCGUGCCCCAAUGCGCAACUCUGAACGACCUCCCCGCCACAUCGGAAUGGACUCACGAUUUCGUCCAGGAGGUCGACUGCGUUGUCCCCUCUGCUUAA
Molecule: messenger RNA, 660 nt
Organism: Daldinia childiae
Lineage: Eukaryota; Fungi; Ascomycota; Sordariomycetes; Xylariales; Hypoxylaceae
Exons: 1
Coding region: 1-660 (219 amino acids)
Source: RefSeq, a predicted model, not a curated record